Molecule: messenger RNA, 1889 nt
Organism: Sander lucioperca (pikeperch)
Lineage: Eukaryota; Metazoa; Chordata; Actinopteri; Perciformes; Percidae
Gene: bag2
Product: BCL2 associated athanogene 2
Exons: 3
Coding region: 172-798 (208 amino acids)
Biological process (GO): protein stabilization
Molecular function (GO): protein-folding chaperone binding; adenyl-nucleotide exchange factor activity
Source: RefSeq, a predicted model, not a curated record
CAACCACUGUUAAAUUCUCGGGAAGCUUCUGUGAGGACUGAGCUAAAGGAAGUUGCAGUCCAUGUUAGGAAAUGUUCUCCCUGGGGCGCUGCUGCAGUCAGCCGGACAGCUCAGUUGAUCGCACACAGGAUUUCUCUCCGGGACGGAUCAUAAUCAUCAUAAUUCGCCAUCAUGGCUCAAGCUAAAAUCCAGGCGAAAACGAACGACGCUACGUGCAGCAAGUUCAGCAGGACGCUGUCCAUGGCAGAUCGCUCCGGACAACUCCUGGAAAGUUUGGAUCAGCUGGAAAUGAGGGUGGAGACUUUACGCGAAGCAGCAUCGGCCAUGGAGCAUGAAAGGGAGUGCAUCCUGGAAAUGAUCCAGUCCAUUCAGAACGGCCAGGAACUGCGAAACAUCUGUCCUGGGGAGAGAGAAGAGUUAAGUUUAACUGCAAACCGUCUCAUGGGCCGGACGCUGUCUGUGGAGAUCAGGGUUGGCACAAUCAGAAACUCCCAGCAGGAGGAGGCGCUGCACAAGGCCACAUCUGUAAUCGAUGAAAUAGUGAAAAAGUUGCUGGAUGACAUGGAGAGUGGGCGGCAGCAGCUGCGGGCCCUGCACGCGGCUUGUGUAACCGAGGCCCCGCCCGUCCCCAUCGACCAGAAGUUUCAGGCCAUAGUCAUCAGCUGUGCUCUGGAGGACCAGAAGAACAUCAAGCGGAGGCUGGAGACUUUGUUGAGGAAUGUUGAAAAUGCUGAAAAGAACAUCAAGAUUAUGGAUCACCAAAAACUGGAGGGCCCAAAAGCAAACGGCUGUCAAUAAGACCCUUCACUCAAACAUGAAAUGUCUUUAAUGCCACUAACCUCACCCAGAACAGUUGUCGUAAUCCUAUACUAACUUUAGGAGGGACUCUAUAUGUAGCAGCAAGACCAGUCUCUAUGGGAAAGUUACAAUGAUGCUGAGCCUUAGGGCCAAGAAUACAGUAAAGCACAAGAGACACCAUCAUUCUCCCUGAAGAAAUAUUACAAUGACUUUUGGGCAUAAUCAAGUUUUACCUUCAAAUUUUUGUAAUUUACACUGACUUACUUAAUAUGCAUUGCUAAUGUAGAUACUGAGUACACGUGCAUGUGUUCACAUAUGCACUUAAGUAAGAUUCAAUGGCAUAGUGCUGCUCCAUUGGAUGUUUGGUCACAGUUUAUUGUUAAAUCCAGUUCUUGACUAACAAUGAAUUUAAUGAUGAAGUACCUUUUUCUGAUAGCCUCACCUUUUAAAUCAGACACUUGGUAAUGAUUUUAGAUGUGUAUACACUACCUCCUUGUGUGAAGGCAACACCAAUCACAUUAAGCUGUGGAUUUUAGUUCAUUUUUGCACAAAGCAGUUUUGAUGUCAGAUUAAGUGUCAACAUAAAUAAAACACAUUGUCUAAUAAGCGUUAAGGAGAUAAGUCUUAUAUUAAGGAUGGCCUAUUGCUGUACGACAUAAACACAGUCGAUGAAGCAGGUACCUUUAUUUCAUUCAGGUUGGUCUAAAUCCUGUUGGUAUCAAAUAUAUUUAAAUGAGACCUACCCAUAACAAUUGUUUACUGUGUGAAGUUAUUGACAAAAUGACAAUGUAAACAAGGCAACAUUGACUGUGCUGUACGUAGUUAGGCUAGUCAGCUAUAAACAGUAAGUUUGACAAUAACAUCUUAACUCAAGGUCUACUUACUAGCUUUUUCAGGAGCUUUCAACAUCUAUUGGCUUUUGGACUGUUAACUUGUUCUAACCAAUUACAGCUAAGCAAAAGUGUUUUAAUGUAAAGUUUGACUUAAAGGAUUGUAUUGGCAGAACAAUAUUGUCAUUUGAAAAUACACACUGGAUGCUCAAGAAAAAGGUAGUUUUAUUCAUGUCAAAUAACCAUCAACUCCCCCCCACC